Messenger RNA from Diuraphis noxia (Russian wheat aphid), 2760 nucleotides. RefSeq names its product ABC transporter G family member 20-like. The record is from RefSeq and is a predicted model, not a curated record. Gene Ontology annotation, cellular component: membrane. Gene Ontology annotation, molecular function: ATP binding; ABC-type transporter activity; ATP hydrolysis activity. NCBI's taxonomy places the organism in Eukaryota, Metazoa, Arthropoda, Insecta, Hemiptera, Aphididae.
GGCAGUUUACGACAACUGCAACAGUGGCACAUUCCCAGCGCGCAACAAUCGACAAUUAUUCGCGUUAUUACUGUUUUUGCGUUCGUGCCGUCCGUGUGAUAGUAACAAUUAUUGCUUCAUUUUACCGAUCGAAUUUCGGCCACCCGUGCAAUAUCGUCGUAUCGUCGUCGCAAUCGCUAAUAAUAAUAAUAGUUCACUGCGCCGAAUUAAACAUUUGUUUUCGGCAGCGACGGUGUUCUGCGUCACUUACUUACUCGCCUUCUUACUACACCUCGUGCCUGGUUAUAUAGUGAGAUUUUUAAACUUCGUUCGCGUACGACACGUGACCAACAUGACCGCGUCGGUGGUGACGCGUGACGAAGUUCCGGGCGAAAAUUUGCAGCAAACCGCGGUCGUGCCCCGUCCCUCGUCGGCGGUCGUCGUGAGAAGCGCGUACAAGCAGUUUGGUCAGACGGCCAUACUCAAAGACUUGAACCUGACCAUUCCGACAGGGAAAAUAUACGGGCUAUUGGGACCUAGUGGCUGUGGAAAAACGACUCUAUUGAGCUGUAUCGUCGGUCGUUUGCAUUUAGAUUCUGGAGAGAUUAAACUCAAAGGCAAACAUAUAUCUGAUAUUGGAUAUAUGCCACAAGAAUUGGCAUUGCAUAAUGAAUUAUCCAUAAAAGAAACGUUCAUGUACUAUGGUUACAUAUUUAAUUUGUCAAAUGAUGUUAUCGAAACAAGAGGCCGAGAACUAAAGGAGCUCUUGAAAUUGCCAUCGUACAGUUUAAGUCUAAAAGAGAUUAGUGGUGGUCAACAAAGAAGAGUUUCGCUUGCAGUAGCGAUGCUUCACGACCCAAAACUGUUGAUUUUAGACGAACCUACAGUUGGCCUGGAUCCUUUGAUUAGCCAAAGUAUUUGGGAACUUUUAUUGGAUUUGACAUCAAAUGAAGGCAAAACAGUGAUAAUCACCACGCACUAUAUCGAAGAAGCAAAACAGUCACAAAUGAUCGGUUUGAUGAGAAAAGGUACUCUUCUUUCUGAAGCAACGCCAACGGAACUAUUAACUUCGUGCAAUUGUUCGUAUUUGGAGGAAGCAUUUUUGAAGAUUUGCCAAAACCAUGUGGCAAAGACAAACAGCUUCAAAAUACCAGUAAAACAACCUACAAGAAGGUUUUCUUACGCUCGAGAUUUACCCCCACCACCGUUGUUAAACAACACAUUAUUUACGUUUGGACGUUUCAAAGCUCAGGUGUGUAAAAACAUUUACCUGUUGAGAAGAAACAUACCGUUUACUUUAUUUGURAUCUUCUUACCGCUGAUACAGACAGUAUUAUUUAACGUCGCUUGUGGCCAUGACCCGAAACAUUUGACUUUAGGUAUAUUAAAUGAUGAGCCUGUGAGUCAAACGGGUACGUGUUCGUUGAUGAAGACGAAAAAUUGUUUUUUGGACGGAGGUGUGCCGGUCAGUUGCCUGGUAUUGGAAAGAUUAAAAGAGAAGACUUUUGAAUUGGUUGAAUAUUCUAAUUCGGAUGACGGUCAGUAUGCUGUGUCAGAAAACAAAGUCUGGGGAUUUCUUCAUUUUUCGAAAAACUUCAGUAGCAAUUUGGCGACCCGUUUUAAUGAAGGGGGAGACAUCACCGACAACAACAUAUUUGACUUAGGAUCGAUCCAAGCAUGGAUUGACAAUACAAAUAAGUAUAUGUACGAUAUGAUAAAAAGAGACAUUUUUGACAGCUACACAGACGUAAUUGAUAGUCUUUUCAACAAGUGUAAUAUAUCAGAAAGAAUCGGUAAUACGCCAAUCCGGAUUCUCGAUCCUGUUUAUGGUAACAAAAAUCCAACUUUUAUACAUUACGCUUCGCCAGCAAUAAUAGCACUAUGUGCAUUUUACCUACCUGCAAUCUACACUGGAUCUACAAUUAUUUCUGAAAAAGAAGGAGGGGUUAUUGAGAGAGUAGUCUUAUCAGGAAUGAACUUCAUUGAAAUCGCUUUGGCUCAAGUUCUAGUGCAGACGAUAUUUAUCUUUAUUCAAACUACUCUGGUGAUGAUCGUCAUGUUCGUUGUAUUUGACAAUCCAUUCGUAGGCGACAUAUUUCCGUCGUUUUUGCUAUUGACAAUGAUCGGUUGCGGUGGAAUGUGUUUCGGUUUUUUCACGGCCAUCAUCUGCAGGACGACGACGGAAGCAGCUUUCCUGGGCAUCGGAACUAAUUUCCUGUUGAAAUUUUUAUGUGGACUUAUGUGGCCAACUGAGGGYAUCCACUACCUUUUACGCAGCAUCAGCAUUUAUUUGCCGCUGACGAUGUCCACGGAAAGCCUGAGGUCACUGACCGCUAAGGGCCUGGGCCUCCAGCAUCCGUCCGUUUACCUUGGAUUCAUGUCGAUCUUCUCUUGGAUACUCGUUUUUACGUUGGUUUCGUUUGUAAUGCUAAAACUCAAACGUGAUGUGUGGACGAAGAGUUAACAGGGGUAAUCUGCGUAACAAUAACAAUAUUUUUUAUGUUUAAUAAUAAUACCUACCUAUCAAAUUUGAUAGGAGUCGUAGUGUACUUGGAUACGUAAUUAGAUAGGACCGUAUUGUAUUGUUUUUGUUCCGGCUGAAUCCUGUUCCAAUAUUCCACGAUCGCAACUACAAAACAAUACAUGCAUUUACAUAUUACAUUGUUUAUAUAAUACUUAUACCCCAUGAAUAGCAGUUGUAACGUUUUAGACGAUUUUUUAUUUAUUUACAAACAAUAAUAAUAAAAUAUAAUAUUAUGUAUAAACGCGUCGCAUGUUUAA